GGGGGAGCGGCCAUGGCGCGCGCUGCACUUCCGGCUCCGGGAAGAGUUUGUGGAGACCAAAGUGGAGACGGAGCCGCGGGAGGUGGGAGAAGUGGUGGAUGUGGAACGGAUAGUGCUGGCAUUGUCUCGGGUGGAUGUGAGGACACGGAGUGAUCUUCACCAGUAGCUGGGGAAGGUUUUGGUGAUGCAGCAGAAGAUGGGCUGGCUGGGGAUCCAGCAGAAUGCGCUGGCUUUCUCCUUCACCACGCUGGCCGCUGGCCUCAUGAACAACCUCCUCAGCUUCUACUACGUCAAGCUCUUCUUAAACCAUUACAAGAUUUCUGAGAGAGAUUUUCAACAGGCGCAGGUGAUCUUCAUGGUGUGGAACGCCUUCAACGAUCCGCUCUUUGGCUACUUGCAGGACAACUCCAGGCUGCCAUGUUGCUCACAGCGCCGCCUCUCCAUCCUGUACGGCGCCCCACUCUACGCUGCCGCCUUCCUGUUGCCGUGGUUUCCCUGGCGGGAAUACACGGAGGGCGACUGGCUGUGCGGGCUGCACCUGCUGGUGGCUCUGUGUGCCUAUGACGGGAUGCUCACCUUUGUGCUCCUGGCCCAAUGCUCGCUCUUCGCUGAGAUCUCCAGCCGGCAUGAGAGCCGGUUACAGCUCAUCAAAUACAACCAGGUGGCCUCCAUCAUCGGCUCCUCCAGCGUCCUCUUCUGCGGCCUCCUCUCCAACAACAUGGAGAACUUCUCCCACUUCCAGCUCGUCGUCCUCGCUGUGGCCGCGCUAGCCCUCGCCUGCAUGGUCUACAGCGGGCGGCAUUGCGUCAGUCAAUACGAGCAGGGCGAGAGGUCGGCCAAGGACAUGGUGAACAACGCCCCCAACCUUUCCUGGAGCUCCAUCUUCUACCUCACCAAACAGAUCGUCACCCAGAGGGACUUCCUCCUGUUCGUCAGCAUGAACUUCUUCCAGGUCUUCCACCUGGCCUUCCUCAACAACUUCAUGAUGAUCUUCGCUGACCAGCUCAUCCCCCGCGAUCUGCUGCCGACCAUGGCGAAGAGCAUCAUGUACGGAGCUGGCUUCAUCUGUCCCCAGCUCUUGGUUCUCAGCAGCCAUUCACUGUUGAAGAAGUAUGGUUAUUACAAAAUCAUCCUCUCUGUCUUCUAUCUGGAGUUGUGCAGUUCGGUGGUCAUGCUGAUUUUGGGUCCAUCUCAUUACUACCUGUUGUCUUUCUUCCUCGUUGGGAACAUGGUGAUGGUAUCGGCAGCCUUCAGCCUCUUUAACUUGCCUCUGGCGGAUAUUAUUGACGCCGACCUUCAGAAGUAUAAACGCAGCUUCCCGCUGUCUUCCAUGGUGUUCGGAACCAACGCCCUGUUUACAAAGCCGGCCCAGUCUCUAGCACCCAUGCUGGUUGUGACCAUACUUAAUCAGUAUGACUACGAGAAACUGAAGGACAUCGCUACACUGACUAACCAAAGUGGCCUGGAGGAUCUUCACCGUGUCAUGUUUGGGCUUGUCUGCCUGACCCCAAUGUGCAUCGCGCUCCUGCAGAUCCUCGCCUGGACUCCUUUCUCUAUCCGGGAGAGCCACGCUGACGUGCCCAAGUACCUCGACUCCUAAAGACCACCCAUCCUCGAUGGGAAGACCACAGAUCCCGUAUUCCUCAAGCUGAGGUCCUGGGGUUCAUUAUUGUAGUAGUGAUAGAGCAGACAAGGUGGGGACAUUUUAAAUUUGGUUUUCUGUUUAUUCCUUCUUGAGACUCGGGGAUCUCAAUACUGUCCGCCCGUUGUCUUUGGGAAUGUGGUGUCUUCGGUGAAGCCACUUUGUGCGUUGGUGAUACGAGGAACUGCAGGCGCUCGAAUUUUGAUCAAAGCGCAAAGUCUGGAGGAACUUGGCAUCGGCGGAGGGAGUGGACAGGCGACGUUUCGGGUCGGCACCCGCAAUACACUGGUUGUUGGGGUGGGGAGGACCAGGGGAUUGAAGCAAUGACAAUGGUAGAAGAGGGAUAAAUGGACCCAGUGCGGAGGAUGUGAUGCUGUGAUGCUACUUGUACUCUGGCACUGACGUGGGAGUUGCAGAAUACAUCUACGCCAGUGGAUGGAGUAGUAGUGUCCCAGUAGUGGACGAUGCAGGUGGUGACUGGACUGUGCAUCAUGUGGGGAUCUUUGUCCUGGAUAAUAUUCCCUGUUGCUCUCCAUACACCAGACCCAGGCACAUAUCUCUGGAUCAGUCGGUGUGUUGAGUACAAACAAGAGUCAAGUCAAAACUUUUUAAUUGUCAUAUGUACCAACAACAGAACAAUGAAAGUCUAACUUGAGGCAGCUUAACAUGUCUCUAAACACAACACACAUAAGUAAUAUAUAAUAAACAAAAAAAUCAAUAAAUUAACAACCAUAAAACCAGUGCAAAA
Messenger RNA from Amblyraja radiata (thorny skate), 2390 nucleotides. RefSeq names its product major facilitator superfamily domain containing 13a-like (gene mfsd13al). Lineage: Eukaryota; Metazoa; Chordata; Chondrichthyes; Rajiformes; Rajidae. The record is from RefSeq and is a predicted model, not a curated record. Bases 185 to 1600 code for a protein of 471 amino acids. The transcript has 7 exons.